AUGGCCACAAUCAACUCGCGUCUCGAAGACUCCCAGAGCGAUCCGCUCGCAAUCUUUCACCUGCCCCCACCUGGCGAGACGGCGGUGCAAAAAGCGGAACGAGUGUCCCAAGAAAUGGAGGCGAAGCACAUCUCUCAGCAGGUCAGUUUGAAUCCCUCUAUGGUCUCUCGUCCCCCCGGGUCGUUGUCCGGGGUAGGCGUGACAAGCCGCCCGGGCAUUGGAGUGUCAAGCCGAUGCGACGCUUCGCUGGACGUGGCAGCCCGGCGACCUUAGCGCGGGCUAAGCGCCGUGACAACUCUAGGCCCUUCGCCGACUUCCAAUGUUGUUCUUUCGGAUCGCAAUGCAAGCAUGGGCAAACUGAUGCCGACUGUUCAUGCAUCACUCUUCGUCUACGACCCACUUGGGGUCCUCAUCACCUCUUCCGCGUCGCCUUCAAUAACACUCUUCCGCGGCUCACCCUUCCUCCUUUUUCGACGGCUCGGCUUCAACCACGCCGAGCACUCGGAAGAUUGACCGCGCACUCGAAGCCGAAGCGAAGGAGCGACGGAGGGUGGCGGGCAACGUCAAGCGACUCGACGUACUACUUCUUGGGCCAACCGAAGCGUGAGUCCAUCUUCCAGCUGGAUGGCUUUCCCACGACGGUCAAGCAGUCGGCGCUAUCCUGCGAUGCGCUCCGACGCGGGAAUUUCGAUGCGCGAGGGCCUCGUCCGUUGCGAUUUGGGUACGGAGGAGAGGAGGUAGCCGUCGCAUCGCUGUCAUCAACGCGGUGCAUUCCACGCCAAUCUCCGGCCCGUCCAUACCUCCGUUCUGAUGUGAAACUUCCCAUGGCCUGGAAGAUCGGCUGAACUCACACUUUAAUCAGCUUGUUUCCGCUGUUCUCCGGCCUGUCCACUUUUUCCCAUCCCCUCUAGUGGCAAGAGUACAUUCCUCCGACAGUGAGUUCGAGGCACGUGCAUCAUCAUCGCCAACGGACAACGCCGAAUGUUCGCUACGAAACCUGACACUUCGGAUCUGGCGCGUCCGUGCGCACUGCGCAGGCUCCGCCUACAGUACGACGUCAAAGGUGAGCUUGAACCAUGCCGUCUCUUGGCGGGAGAGAGCAUACACUUAUCCUGUCGUGGUCAUGAUCACAUCCCCUUCCACUUCAAACCAUAGGUCUAGACGCAGAGCGAGAGUGCCUACGCCUCGUGAUCCUCUUGUCACUCGUCACAUCCGUCAAGACACUGCUCGACGUUCUCGACCGUCAGGAUGCCAAUGAUGACACCCCCUUGUUCGACGCUCGUACGACACAACCGCCGUUACGCGAGCCAAAGACACCCCGCGAGCUCGCAGCUCGUCGCCGUCUUCGAUUAGCACCCUUUCUGGCGCUCGAACACCAGCUUCGAGAAGCGCUCGACCUGGCUAACACCGGGACAGGAGCAGAGUCGAUUGCUGCGCACGCGGCUGCCCCUCUUUCCGCCCAGCUCCACAACGAUUACCAGGACAAGUCACUCGUCGACGAGGUCGCGUUGACGCUGAAUAUUGAGCACCGCGGAGCCCAAAACUCGCCGCCCCCUUCUGACCCCAUCGUCCCGCCUGGUCGACUCGCGCAGCUCGUUUCGACCGUGGGCUUCGGCACAAGCAAGGAUUCGCGUCGCGCCAAGGCGCAGUCGGCUACUCAGAGUCCCAACUGGACAUCCGACGGCAAGUUCUUUGCAAACAAGGAUGAUCCGAUACACCUUGUCGCCGCUCUUAAGAACUCGAUCGUGAAACUCUGGAAAGAGGCUCAGGCAAGAGGUCUCGUCGUCGGGGUCACCACGCCCGGAGACCCCAGCGCGGCGCCUCAACCGGUCGUCGAUGGGGCAAUCGAGUUGAACGAAUCGUCGGUGUUCUUCUUAAACGAGAUUGAUCGCAUCGCUACCCCGGAGUGGCUCCCCGGAGAUCAGGACCUGCUCAAUGUUCGCAUUAGAACUAGGUGAGCUCGAUUGAACUUUGGGCGCGCUGCGGAACAUUGCUGUGCAUUCACUGAUCUCUAUGAUGAUGUCGCAUUCUUCAGGGGUAUCGAAGCACAUGACCUGCAGUUAUCUUCCAAGAGGGUAUACCGUAUCUGCGACGUCGCCGGUGCACGAGGGUCCAAGUUCGCUUGGGCCCCCUUCUUCCAAGACGCCUCAGCCAUCAUCUUCAUCUGCGCCGUGUCCGAAUACAACGUCUGCGACCCCACAGAUCCGACGCGCAACCGAUUACGUGAUGCCCUAUUGCUCUUCAAGGACAUCUGCGAGAACAGACUGCUACGAUCUGCCGACAUUGUGAGCGUCCGUCGAAGCCGAGCUCCAUGGUAGGUCGUGCGCCUGACCUAGCUUUGCGACCCCGCUCCGCCUAUAGAUCACAUUCAUGAAUAAAGUUGAUGUGCUGAGACGCAAAGUCAAGUCGGGGCAGUACCCUAUUCAGCGCUACUUCCCUCGCUACCUUGGAUCCGAUCGCACCUCGCAUAUUCUGUCAUUCUUCCAAACACUCUUUGAAGAAUGUCACCGUGUGCGCCGGCGCCCCUUUUACAUCUUCGCGACCCAAGCCAACGACGCUCGCUCAAUUGUGGCUGUCACUGCUGCCGUCAACGACAGUGAGCGCCUCCCCAUCAUUCAAACAUGCUGUUCUUUUAGUUUACUGAACACUUCGACCCUGCUUCACAGUAUUGAUUAGGUCGGAGAUGACGUCCACGGGCAUACUUUGA
Messenger RNA from Microbotryum saponariae, 2707 nucleotides. NCBI's taxonomy places the organism in Eukaryota, Fungi, Basidiomycota, Microbotryomycetes, Microbotryales, Microbotryaceae. The record is from the annotation of a GenBank genome assembly.